Molecule: messenger RNA, 3225 nt
Organism: Carya illinoinensis
Lineage: Eukaryota; Viridiplantae; Streptophyta; Magnoliopsida; Fagales; Juglandaceae
Product: BTB/POZ domain-containing protein NPY2
Exons: 5
Coding region: 1190-3067 (625 amino acids)
Molecular function (GO): protein binding
Source: RefSeq, a predicted model, not a curated record
UCUGCCACUACCUUGACGUAGAAUAAUAAGAUAGCAGUAGUGCUGGUACAGGAUGAAGGAGAGAGAGAUGAUGGGUAAUGAGGUUAUUUAGGAAGGAAGUGAAUGGUCAUUUAAUGAAGGAGUACGCGUUAUGGGGGCAACAACAGGAAAGCUGGGAGUGUCAGUACGUGUGGCGUGCAUGACUGAGCAAGUGUAAUGGUGAAUGUUAAUACCUCCAAAAAUCGAAUCAAAAGAAAGUAGGUAAAUAAAGGGAAAAUAUUGUGUUUGGAGAAAGUGGUAAUGUUGGUACUAACGAGGCUGAUGAAAGAUUUCGUAACACGGUAAUAGCUUGGCUUUUACGGUAAUCUUCACUGCGGCUGGGGGGCCUCUGUGGUUUUCACUUCGUGUGUUUGAUUGCAGAAACCGUGAGAACCAGAUCAUUUUCUGACGGGUGAUUUUGGGUUGUUUCUUUAGCUUUUGGUUUUUAUUUUGGUGAUGGUUUUUUCAAACUUCAACGGUGGAAGAAAUCAUACACAAAUGUGCUUUAUUUAAUUUGUAGAAGUUGGAUUUGCGACUUGGAGCUUUAAAGGCCAUAAGAGGGCCUGAUGGUAUGAAUGCUUAAAAAAUAAUGGAAAACAAAGAAACAGAGUGAUCACGAAGAGAGAAAAGAAAUAGUGGGGGAAGUGAGGUGGAGUCAGAUUUGUGCUUGUGGGUGUCGCAAGUCUGAGCAUUAUUUUAAUGUUAGGAGUCUGUUGGCGAUGUCUCCUGGGCUGACUAGGUGCACCCGGACUCCGUGGGCUUUGCCGCCGACCAAGGAAACAGCCUCUUCUUUGCCUCUCUUGGCAUUCAAGAGAGCCUUUUCUUAAAAAAUUGCACAACUCCAUCUUGUGUUCCCUUUAUCUCUUUCUCUCUCUUACUCAGACUCUUUGCCUCGGUUUGCUGUAAAAAAAGAUUCGCUCUCAUACCACCACAAGCAUAUAUCCUUCCCCCCUUUGAGAUCCUUCUUUUCUCUCUUGGAGACCAGGAGCUUGGUUGCAUUGAGAAAUCUGGUCCCCACACCUAGGACUCUUCUUUCUAUUUCUGGGUAUUUUCCCUCGAUUGAAAAGUUGAUUUAUGGGGAUGUGUCGGGGUGACUAGCACUACUCAGUUGAGUUUUGGAGAAGGCUGGUUUGAAGGUAUAAAGGGUGAAGCGGAUCUCUUGCUCUCAAAGAUGAAGUUUAUGAAACUUGGAUCGAAGCCGGAUUCCUUUCAGACUGAUGGGAACGAAUUCAGGUACGCUGCAAGUGAGCUGGCAACAGACAUUGUUCUUAUUGUUGGGGAUGUAAAAUUCUAUCUUCAUAAGUUUCCCCUACUGUCUAAGAGUGCCCGCUUGCAGAAGUUGGUCGCAACCACUAAUGAAGAGAACACAGAUGAAAUUCACAUGUCUAACAUACCUGGUGGUCCAUCUGCCUUUGAGAUAUGUGCCAAGUUUUGUUAUGGCAUGACUGUCACCCUCAAUGCUUACAAUGUUGUUGCAGCUCGAUGUGCAGCCGAGUACCUAGAAAUGAAUGAGACCAUGGAGAGAGGGAACCUCAUUUAUAAGAUUGAUGUCUUUCUUAGCUCUAGUAUUUUCCGCAGCUGGAAAGAUUCGAUCAUUGUUUUGCAGACUACAAAGUUUCUGUCACCCUUAUCUGAGGAGUUGAAGGUGGUCAGCAACUGUAUUGAAUCUAUAGCUACCAAGGCCUGUGUUGAUGUUGCGAAGGUUAACUGGUCUUAUACCUAUAAUCGGAAGAAGCUCCCGGAGGAAAAUGGGAAUGAUUCGAUCUGGAAUGGAGUCAGAAACCGUCCAGUGCCAAAAGACUGGUGGGUUGAGGAUUUGUGCGAGCUUGAAAUUGAUCUAUAUAAGCGUGCUCUAAUGAAUAUUAAAACUAAAGGGAUAGCUUCAAAUGAUGUGAUUGGGGAGGCCUUGAAAGCCUAUGCCUAUAGAAGGUUACCCGGUUUCAGCAAGGGUUUGAUUCAGUCAGGAGAUAUGGUAAAGCAUCGGUCAAUAUUGGACACAAUAGUGUGGCUAUUGCCUGCAGAGAAAGGCAGUGUCACUUGUAGUUUCUUGCUCCAGCUGUUGAAAGCCUCCAUUUUCGUGGACUCAAGAGAGACGGCCAAGGUUGAGCUGAUAGGGAGAAUAGGACAGCAACUGGAGGAGGCUUCUGUAAAUGAUCUUUUGAUCCGAGCAUCAGAAGAGGAAACUACUAUGUUUGAUGUUAGUACAGUACAGAAAAUAGUACAAGAGUUCCUAAUGCAAGAUCAGAAUGCUGAGAUUGAAUCACUCGAAGAAAGCAAUGAGCUUCGUAAGACAAGAAGACCAGCGAUUUUAUCGGAUGCUUCCAAGCUUAUGGUAGCAAAAUUGAUAGAUGGAUACCUUGCUGAAAUCUCUAAGGAUCCCAACCUACCCUUGUCGAUGUUUGUUGAUCUUGCCAAUAUGGUGUCUGGUAUCUGUCGGCCUGCUCACGAUGGGAUUUAUCGUGCCAUUGACAUGUAUCUAAAGGAGCACCCAGGGAUCAGCAAGAGCGAGAGGAAGAGGAUAUGCAAAUUGAUGGACUGCAAGAAGCUUUCAGUUGACGCAUGCAUGCAUGCUGUUCAAAAUGAGAGACUGCCAUUGCGUGUAGUUGUGCAGGUGCUCUUUUUUGAGCAGGUUAGGGCUGCUGCAUCAUCAGGCAACAGCACUCCUGACCUACCAAAAGGCAUCAAGGAUCUAAAUAGCGGCUCUCAUGGGAGCUCGAGAUCAGCAACAACUAACACAGAGGAAGACUGGGAUGCGGUGGCGACAACUGAGGAGCUCAAGGCACUAAAGGGGGAGCUAGCUGCUUUAAGGUUGGCCAAUGGAGUUGGAGGCAGUGAGAGGAAUGACGAUGGUAAAGGUAACGUUGACAAAGCUGCCAUUAACAAAAUGAAAGGGCUGCUCAAGUCAAAGAAAAUCUUUGCCAAACUGUGGUCUGGCAAAGGAGGACAAGGUGACAAUAGUGGGUCAGAUUCAUCAGACAGUCUUGGUUCUGCCAACCCAGAGGAAGUUAAAUCAACACCUUCCCGAAAUAGGAGGCAUUCAGUAUCUUAGAUACAAUUGACAAAAAUAGUGUUGGUGGGUUCUAUUGGGCCUUUUGCUUUCUUAAUGACAUUAGAAAACUUCAACACUAGUGCUUAUCGUCUAAUGUAGCAAAAAUGAAGUGCAUAUAGAUUUUAGACCAGGAGUUCAAAGUUGGUUUUGCUGAGAAA